UAUCUCUAUAGUUCAAUUUGAUAUUGUUUUUUCAAAAACAAUAUAUCCGAUUGCUAUGUACGGAACAUUUGCUGGAGAAACGUCUUCUUUAGAACCUAAUCAGGAACAUUGUAAUCAAGUAAUAUCACUAAAUCAAUUAAUUUCAUUGAAAAAGAAAUUCAAGAAUUGUUCUUUUUUUUAAUGAUUUCUAAUUUCAAGGAGAAUGUCAUUACAUGUUCUAAUCUCAACUAUCGUGUAAAUGUAAGAGGGAGCUGCUUUUCUCUUUUUAGUAAACCAUACGAGAAACUUGUACUGAAGAGUGUAAAUGCUUUGUUUAAAAACGGAACAACAGCAAUAAUGGGUCCAACUGGUGGAGGAAAAUCCUCUCUACUUGACAUCUUAGCUGAUCGAAAAUCUACAUCUGGUAUUGAAGGAACUAUUUUAAUGGAUGGAAAAGAAAGAGGCCUAAAUUUUAAGUCAAUAACAGGUUAUGUUACUCAAGAAGAUGUGAUUAUGGGUACUCUAACAGUUAAAGAAAAUAUCAUGUUUUCCGCCAAUAUGCGUUUACCGUCGAAAUUAUCAAAGGAGAUAAAGAAAUUUAUGGUUGAGGAAGUUUUAGACGAAUUAGGCUUAACCGAUGUAGGAGACAGUAGAGUAGGAACGGAAUAUCUGAGAGGGGUAUCGGGGGGGGAGAGAAAGAGAACUUGUAUUGGCAUGGAAUUGAUCAUUAGACCGUCUAUUCUGUUUUUAGAUGAACCUACUUCUGGAUUAGAUUCUUCAACCUCUUAUUCAGUAAUCUGUUUGUUAAAUGAAUUAGCAAAAAAAGGAAGGAUAGUUGUGUUAUCGAUACACCAAGCAAGAUAUGGCAUUUUUAAAAUGAUAGAUAAUUUAUUACUUUUGGGAAACGGGUCUGUCAUAUAUCACGGGCCGACAGAAAAUGCUCUACCAUAUUUUAAUUCUAUUGGAUAUCAGUGCGAAGAAUUUAAUAACCCCGCGGAUUUCUUUCUAGAUGUUAUUAAUGGAGAUUUCGAUAAAACCAAAUCGUUUAUUGAAAGUUCCAAAGAACACAAUAUAUCCAUUUCUAAAGGUUUAUCAUUCAAAGUUACUACUGUUGUAUUUCACAAUUCUAUCUUGUUUUACAUCUGUGUAUUUUCUGACAGCUUUCGAAAUGUCUGAUAGAAAAAGUAGAUUUAUCAAACAAAGGAGUGAUAAGUUAGCUCGACUUUUUGAAAAAUCAAAAUACUACGCAAGAGUUGUUGAAGAAAUUCACCAGCGAAAUGCAUCAAUAAAUCAGCCUAGCUGUAAGAAGAUCCAGUAUAUAACAUCAUUUACAACUCAAAUCCUUCAUCUAAGUCAUAGAACAAUGAUAAAUUCAAAAAGAAAUCCAGCCUCAAUGUUUGCCCAGAUAUUUGUCAUGAUUUUAUUAUCAAUACUGAAUGGGCUUGUCUACUAUCAUGUUGAAAAUAAUAUUUCUGGUCUAACAAACAGGUGAAUCUGUGCCAAGAUCUCAUUAUCUCUUUUCGGAUAUUUAUAUAUCGAAAAAAUAUAUAUAUAUUGGCCAUUGAGCAAUCAGCUAAGUCGCGUCAUGGAAUCAAAGGAGUCUAAUGAAAUUUUCUUUUCUAGAGUCGGUUCCAUUUUCUCCACAACGUUGAAUAUGGUUUUUAUUAAUUUGGCUGCAAUUGAACUAUUCAUCAAAGAAAAACCUCUUUUCAUGUAAUUUCUAUUUAUUAAUUUUUCAAAAACUCUUUUUUGAGAAUUCUUUAAACUUAAAGGCAUGAAAACACAGGAAGAUAUUAUAGGGUUUCUUCAUAUUUCAUUGCGAAGUUUUUCUGCGACAUCAUACCGAUUAGAAUAUUUCCAGCUAUGGUUUAUGGCGCAAUUGUAUAUUGGAUGAUCGGAUUGCAUUGCAAUUUGGCGUCAUUUUUUACAUUCUUAGCAUUCUGUUGUUUGACUUCAUUGACAACUUGUAGCCUUGCAUUUGCAAUAAGUGCUGGAAUAAAGAAUUUUACUCUUGCUCAAGUAACCUUGGCUUUUCUCUGCGUGGUAAUGAUGAUAUUUAGUGGAUUUAUGGUUAAUCUGGAUUCAAUAAAACCUUACCUUCAAUGGAUAAAAUGGUUAAGCAUCGUCAGAUACUCUUUUGAUGGUUUAUUAAUUAAUGAAUUGCAAAAUCUAACAAUAUGCCAAAAUUAUCCGUUUUAUCGAAAGCAAAAGUUUUGGUAAUAAAAAAAAUUAAAAUUUUUAGAAUUCAUUCCAAAUAUAAGUACUUUGUAAUAAUUGUAGCUCGAAAGAAAUUGCACGAUACUAUUUAAGAAACUAUCAAGGUAUAACAUAUGAAACAAAUUGGGAUUUAUGGCAAAAUUUUUUAGCUCUUUUCUGUCUGUUUUUGAUUUUUACUGUUAUAGCUUACGUCCAAUUAAGACUAUUGAGAAAGACAAAAUAACAUGUAUGAAAAUUGUAACUAAAUAAUCUUUUAUAUAUCAUUUUCUCGACUAAAUAAAAUUUUUAAUGAAUUAUGUAUCUCCU
Messenger RNA from Dimorphilus gyrociliatus, 2502 nucleotides. Lineage: Eukaryota; Metazoa; Annelida; Polychaeta; Dinophilidae. The record is from the annotation of a GenBank genome assembly.